AUGUCUCGAAAGUGUGUAAACAAUCCAGAUCAGUUUUGUUACGUGUGUGGUGAUGUGACUUUUGCGUCUCAGAGACGGUCUAUUACUCCACUAAUAACAAAGGCAUAUCAGCUUUAUUUCGGUUGUAAACUAGGUGAUCAAGACAAACAGUGGGCACCCCACAUCUGCUGUAAUACAUGUGCUUCAAGUCUGAGGAGCUGGUUAAAUGGCAAAAAACGGUCUAUGCGCUUUGCUGUCCCAAUGGUUAGGAGAGAGCCUACAAAUCAUAUUAAUGAUUGUUACUUUUGCAUGAUACCUUGUAAAAAAAAAUCGGUUAUUAACUACCCAAACAUACCAUCUGUGAUGAGACCUGUGCCUCACAGUGACGAAAAUCCUAUUCCAAAACCCCCAGAAUCCUACACUUGCGAAUCAGAAAACGAAUCAGAUCAUGGCGAUCGAGUGAUUCGUCAGGAAGAAGAUAUGCCAUCAACGUCAAGAGAUCCUGAUUUUAUACCGAGCACGUCAUGCCACCAACCGCACAAAAUAACACAGUCAGAAUUAAAUGAUCUUGUAAGAGAUUUAGAACUUCCAAAAUGUAAGGCAGAGUUACUUGGAUCAAGACUGCAGCAGUGGAACUUGUUAGAAGACGAUGUUUCGGUAUGUGUUUUUCGUAAACGCCACAAAGACUUAGAACCAUUUUUCAAUAUGGAGAAUAACUUGGUUUUCUGCAGUAACAUUAACGGCUUACUGGCGGCUUUAAAUAUAAACUAUAACCCAGAAGAAUGGAGAUUGUUUGAGUUUAAAGGCAGUUAUGCAGUUCACAUGAAAGAAUCAUAUGACAAUAUGAAGUACCUAUUGACAUGCAUAAAAUACGAUGAGCACCAAUGGCAUAUUUGUGGCGAUUUGAAAGUUGUUGCACUUUUACUUGGGCUGCAGCUAGGCUACACAAAGUUUUGCUGUUUUUUGUGUGAAUUGGACAGUCGGGCAAAGGCACUUCAUUACACCAGACAAAACUGGCCUGUUCGUCAAUUCUUAGAGCCAGUAGAUUCGAAAAAAAAUUUAUUACCACCACUGCAUAUCAAGUUGGGCCUAAUGAAAAACUUUGUCAAGGCAUUAGAUAGAGAUGGGUCAGCUUUUAAAUACCUGCGUCAGAAAUUUCCAAAACUAAGUGAGGCAAAGGUUAAAGAAGGUAUUUUUGUUGGGCCACAGAUUCGAAAUAUUUUGAAAGAUACACAGUUUGAAAACACUAUAACAGGUAUUGAAAAAACUGCUUGGAAUGAUUUCCGUCUGGUGGUCACUAAUUUCUUGGGAAAUAGAAAAGCUGACAACUAUAAAGCCGUUGUCAAAAAUAUGCUGUCAUCGUAUCAAAAGAUGGGCUGUAAUAUGUCUCUUAAGAUACAUUUCCUACACUCACACCUGGACUUUUUUCCUGACAAUUGCGGAGCCGUAAGUGAUGAGCACGGCGAACGUUUUCAUCAGGAUAUUUCAACAAUGGAAAAAAGGUACCAGGGAAAGUGGAAUCCUUCCAUGUUUGCAGACUACUGUUGGACUCUUGGUAGAGAUGCUCCAGAAACGAUCCAUAAAAGAACAGCAAAAAGACAGCGCAUAUAG
Molecule: messenger RNA, 1590 nt
Organism: Acanthoscelides obtectus
Lineage: Eukaryota; Metazoa; Arthropoda; Insecta; Coleoptera; Chrysomelidae
Source: the annotation of a GenBank genome assembly